Microtus ochrogaster (prairie vole) is the source of this 385-nucleotide messenger RNA. Its product is annotated as zinc finger protein 124-like. The transcript has 3 exons. Gene Ontology annotation, biological process: regulation of transcription by RNA polymerase II. Gene Ontology annotation, molecular function: RNA polymerase II transcription regulatory region sequence-specific DNA binding; DNA-binding transcription factor activity, RNA polymerase II-specific. Bases 191 to 385 code for a protein of 64 amino acids. The record is from RefSeq and is a predicted model, not a curated record. NCBI's taxonomy places the organism in Eukaryota, Metazoa, Chordata, Mammalia, Rodentia, Cricetidae. Gene Ontology annotation, cellular component: nucleus.
GUGUUUCUUAGGUGCGGGAAGCUGCCUGACCAAGGUCCGUUAGUUUCCUCUCCCAGCCCCCAGCCCCCUCACCUCACAUUAGGCGCUUGUGUAUUCUUUGUAAGCAGAUCCUAGAUCCCAGGCCUAUAUAUCAAAGUGGCCUUCAUUGACAGGAGCGGGAGGAGGACACCAGAACACUCUGUGACUGGAAAUGGAGCCUGUGACCUUUGAGGAUGUGACCGUGAAGUUCACCCGGGAGGAGUGGGCUCUGCUGGAUCCAUCCCAGAAGCAGCUGUACAAAAAUGUGAUGCGGGAAACCUUGAGGAACCUGGCUUCUAUAGGAAACAAGUUGGUAAACCAGAAGGUUGUAAACGAGUAUGAAAAUCUCUGCAGGAAAUUAAGGUAA